AUGACAGCGCCCAUGUCGGUGGCAGAGGCUAUUGCCGCUACACGCGGGCGUUUACACAGCGUGGCUUCAGUGGCUGCCUGGGCUGCUGAGGCACCCAAAGCUGCAGCAGCGCUGAGGGGAAAGAGUUUGGUCUACUUCAACGGCGCUUUUUCGCCCCCAACGUGUGCGCAUGCCCACAUUGCUGCAAGCGUUUGCAAGGAUCCAGAGGUUGAUGCCGUGUGGCUUGAUCCAGAGCCUGCACGACCUGGCAAAGAGCGAUGGCAAAACGAGACGCUCGAGGCUCGUAUUCACAUGUGCGAGUUGCUGGCGCGAGAUUCCUCGCUGUGCGGCCGUGCAGGUGUCGGAAGCUUGCGGAAAGACUUGGGGCCAGAGUUGGGGACUUCUGUAGAACUCUUCCGGGUGCUGCGAGCCCUGCUGGGCGGACCAGGGCAGGGCCACCUUACUUGGGCGGUGGGUGCUGAUGUCUUUGAGGGGAUGAAGCACUGGGCAGACAAGGCCCAUGCUUGUCUUCAACCGGGCCAAAGUUGCGAUGCCCUGCUGCUGUUCACGCGAGUUGGCUGGACACCGGAGCGGCUCAUGGCGGCUGCCAAGGCAGUGGGUCAUACGCCUUGUCAUGUCUCCGUGAUCCCAAUGCCACAGCACUUGCUCUCAGUGUCGAGUCACCAGGCAAGACAUGCGCUCGCCCAAGAGUUCGCAACUCCAGAACCUUUGUGGGGAGCUUUGAAAAUGAUGCCCCGCAAUAUUGCAGAGUUUUGCCUUGCAAGAGAUGACGUGUUGAGGAUAUAUGCUCAACAGGUGGCACGGUUGUAA
Effrenium voratum is the source of this 810-nucleotide messenger RNA. The record is from the annotation of a GenBank genome assembly. NCBI's taxonomy places the organism in Eukaryota, Dinophyceae, Suessiales, Symbiodiniaceae.